AUGUACUACGUCAAGAGGGCCAUAUACGGACCGGAUCCGAAAGAACAGAAACAGAAAUGUAAUGCUCUGAUUCGGAAGAACCAGCGAGAGAUCGAUAAACAGCUGACGUCGCUGAACUCGCUGGAGAUCAAGUCCAAAUCCAUGAUCAAAGCCGCUGCUAAACGUAAUGACAUGAAAUCGGCACGAAUGCUCGCCAAAGAAGUGUAUAAUAUCAAGGGCCAGCGGUCACGACUGCACAAAUCCAAAGCCCAACUUAAUUCAGUGUCAUUACAAGUGAACGAGGCAUUUGCCAUUCAGAAAUUAGAAGGAAGCAUGAAAUCCAGUACAGGACUCAUGAAAGAAGUUAACAGUCUUGUACGACUGCCUGAACUCAUGGGGACCAUGUCGGAACUGAGUCGAGAGCUCAUGAAAUCCGGUAUCAUUGACGAAAUGGUUACUGAUACUCUUGACACCAUGGACGAGGCAGAGUUUCUCGAGGACAGCGAGGCCGAGGAAGAAGUCAAUGCCAUUCUCGACGAGAUCAUUGGCGGAAAAGUACAACAAGCAGGCCAAGUGCCUACCAAACUUCCCCAACAACUGGAACAGCCCGUUCUCGAGGAACCCGACGAGGAGGACGACGAGCACAACGAGGCUCUUCUCGACAGCAUGCGCCAGCGUCUCAAGGCCCUUCAAAGCUAG
Messenger RNA from Sugiyamaella lignohabitans, 678 nucleotides. RefSeq names its product ESCRT-III subunit protein VPS24 (gene VPS24). NCBI's taxonomy places the organism in Eukaryota, Fungi, Ascomycota, Dipodascomycetes, Dipodascales, Trichomonascaceae. The record is from RefSeq and is a predicted model, not a curated record. The coding region runs from base 1 to 678 and encodes 225 amino acids. Gene Ontology annotation, biological process: endosome transport via multivesicular body sorting pathway; protein transport; late endosome to vacuole transport. Gene Ontology annotation, cellular component: multivesicular body; ESCRT III complex. The transcript has a single exon.